AUGGAUGGCGUUGCUGCUGCUGCUGGUGGUGCUUCUGCUACAGCUGGAGCAUCAGCGGAGGCUUUGAAGCUGGCACAGAAGCAACAAGAACAGCAGGGGCAGCAUCAGGGGCAGCAGCAGCAGCAGCAGCAGCAGCAGGGCCAGCAGCAACGACAAGAUCAGAAGCAGAAGGAUGAGCAGCAACACCAACGGCAGCGAGAGCAAGAAGAGGCGGUGGCAAUGGCAGGAGAGGACCGCUCCCACGUGCUCGUCUCACCCUCCCGGGGCUUUGUCUUUGCAGCGGUGUAUGACGGCUUUGCAGAGCACCACGCCGUAGAUUACCUGCUCGCACACCUCUACACCGCACUGUGCCACCAGCUGGACGCGUGCGGCUUGCAUACACUGCACCUGGACUCUCAAGUAAAUUCUCUGCACCUGGACGGUUGUGGUGGCGGCGGCUUGCCCUCCGUGCCCUCCCAGGAGUGUCACAGAAACGGCCAGCAUCUCACAUGCGGCCUGCACUGUCAAGCAUGCACGGAGAGUGGGAGGGGGCAAGAAGGCCAUAGUGCAUCUGGUGGUUUGGAAGGGAAGUGUGAGUGUGGGUGUGAGUGUGAGAGUGCAGCAGGUGGGGGUGAGUUGAAAGGAAAGAUGAGGUGGAUGGUGCGUAAGAUGGGCAGGGCGAGUAGGAAAGCGUUCCCGAGGGACCGAAGCCGCUCUGAUUGGUCAGAAGCUUCGGAAGAGACAGAGGGAUUGGAGCAGGAGGGUGCGUGUGAGGGAACGGGCGGGAAUGAGUCCAAGGGUAAGCUAAGGUGGACGUUGGGUGAGGUGGGGAGGGCGAGCAGGAAAGCAUUCCCAAGGGAGCGAAGCCACUCUGAUUGGUCGGAAGCUUCUGAUAACCAGGAUGACCAAGAAGCAUUCCCUGUGGAUAACCAGGAUCGCAGAAUGGGCCAGGAGGGUGCAUCUGAAAAGACACAGGGGGUGCAGCAGGAGAGAGGGUCUGAUGCUUCUCAGAAUGGAAAGCUGAGGGGAGAGAAGGAGGGAGAAGGAAAUGGAGAAGGGAAGGAGGAAGGGAAGGGGAUCAAACAAGUCGUGGGACAUAGUCAGAAACAGUCGCAGCAGCAGCAGCAGCACCACCACCACCACCACCAUCACCACCAGGAACGGCAGCAGCAGCAGCACCCUUUCCAUGUGCCAAAGGCCUUGCAAGAGCCAGGUAACGACCACAGAAGGCACCAAAUGAUCUUAGGCGCCUUAGAACGCGCCCUUGCCUCUACCGAGUCCUCCUUUCUGACGCGAGUUAAAGACGUCUCUAAAGACCAGCCAGAGUAUGCGGUAGGAGGGGCGUCUCUAGUUGCUGCUAUAGUCACAGGGACCGAUGUUUAUGUGAUUAAUUUGGGGGAUAGUAGGGCGGUGAUUGUAAGGGGGGAAGAGGUGGGGAGGGGAUGGCGGGGGGUGUUGAGGAGAGGGGCAGGAGAGGGAGGGGGAGGGAGUGCUAGCCGUGUGAGCGGAAGGAGGAGAAGCGGGGAAGGGGGACGUGGGCGAGGGGGAAGUGGGGGAUGGGGGAGUGGUGGAAGAGGGGAGGGAGAGGGGAGUGGUAGCAGCAAAGGGAGUGGCAGAAGAGAGAAAGUGGGGGAAACGGGGGAUAUGUGGGAGAAGGGGGAGAAAUGGGAGAGGGGUGAGAUUAGUGGGGCUGUUGGGGAAAUGGAAAGUGCGGGAAGCAGGGGUGCAGGAGGAGGGGAAGCAGGAGGAGAGAAGAGAGGAGGCAGAGGAGGGGGAGUGUGGAGGUGUAAGGCAGAGAGACUGACAGUGGACCACAACACGAGCAAUGCUGCUGUGAGUCCACUCUCUUCUUCUAUCACCCUCCUCCCCUCCUCGCAUUUCUCCUUUCGAGAGGUGCGGCGGGUGCAGCAGGCGCAUGCCGACAGUGACGUCAUCAAGAGGGGGCGGCUAAAGGGCAAGAUCAAGCUCACACGCGCCUUUGGUGCAGCUUACCUCAAGAACGUGAGUGCUUACCUCAAGAACGUGAGUGCUUACCUCAAGAACGGGUGGGGGAAGAGAGAGGACGUGGGGGAGGAGGUGCAGGAGCAGCAGGAGGAGCAGGGGCAGCAGGGGCAGCAAGAGUAA
This is a messenger RNA of Closterium sp. Naga37s-1, 2103 nucleotides long. NCBI's taxonomy places the organism in Eukaryota, Viridiplantae, Streptophyta, Zygnematophyceae, Desmidiales, Closteriaceae. The record is from the annotation of a GenBank genome assembly.